GUUCAGUUUUGUACCUAGGAUUGAUAACACGGGUAGACACGGGUCGAACCAGUUGUCAUCGGUUUAUCGGUAUUCUAGACAGGCAAGGGUUGAGUCAUUUAGAAGGCAUUCGCCACGCGAUCAACGUCGAUAUUCCAGUUGUGUCGUUCGUAUUUCGAAUUUGCCAGUUCAGUACGGCAGACCAGUUUGUCGAUCAGUUCUUUUUCCUGGUCUGGAGCCUAACCUUCGUCUGAUUCAUCUCUUCGUACCGAAAAAAAAAAUUUGUCUUAAAGUGUUUGUGAAAAUAUUUGUCUGCCAGUAGUUGAUGAGUGUUGUUAUUUGUGCUGUUUCCUUGAGUCACCACCCCCACACACAUCUGGGAGCGGUGUAAGGUCAGUCAAGUGUGAGUUUGCGAAAAAAUCCCCCUGAAGAUACCGGUAUAUGUGUGGUUGUGGACCUGUCGAAAGCUCUCCCGAGAAGAGCACUACUGGCUAGAGAAGCGUAACAUCCAUCCAUACAUACAUACAUACAUACAUCCAUAGACACGAAGAGCUUUGCCGACAGCGUUGAGCUACGUGCUAUUGGUACUGCUGCUGCACUCCUUAGGCGUGGACCAUUCCGAACGUCAAAGUCUCGGUUUUUCGCGACUACCACCGCAGUGUGUUGAGUGUGUUUUCCGGCGAAAGUGUGUGACAAAAACGCCCCAGAAAAAAAGGUCGCAUUCCUAAAAUCGUCUCCGACGAGGAAGAAAGUUCAAGUGGAUGAAGUGAUGAAGUUCCUUUAGAAGUAGUGUUUUAAGUGUAACCAAAAAUAAAUAAAUAAAUAAGUGGAAGCUAAAAGUUGAAGUCAGCAUUCAAUCUCUGCAGCGAAGCUUCCUCCGGUUCCAGCCCGACACGAGUCAGACGAAUCCGCAAAGUAUUGUGGUUUUAGCAAACAGCGACGGGUGCUGGCGGUGGAAAGUUCAUCGACGGACGACGACGACGACGACGACAACAGUGACUGCACCGUUUGGUUAACCGUGAAAAUUGGAUUAUAUUACCUGCACCGGAUUCGACAGAUAUAAUUAAAACACGCACGCGGAACGAAACCACGGACCAGUUGUCGAUCUCUGGAUCUGGUUGAACGCUGACGGAGCCGGGACCCGGGACCGACACCGACGCCACACAAUCCAAGGCAGCACGACUGCAGCGCCUCGUAGCGCCUACCCUGGAGCACCACCGCCUGCACCGAGCACACUAAAGGGUGCCCAGCGACCCGCUAUGACUAGUCCAGCCGGCGGAAUCCCCGGUGGUCCAUACAGAGGAACAGGCUACGGGUACGCACCGACCCAGCAGGCUUACCGAUACACGGCCCCGCUGACGGCGCAACCGGCGUAUGCCCCCUACACACCACACACAACUACCACGGUAAGCUUACUGGCACCGUCGGAGACCACCCUUUAUAACACAAAACAUCAGUACGGCCAGCGUGUACCGACAGCAGCCUCGCCCAGCAACACCAACUCCAGCAGUUCAUCUAACACCGGCUCCCAGAGUGGCACACUGAGUACGAGCCUGAGUAAUACCAACACAAACAACACAAUGGGCCCCAGCAACACACCACAGCAGACGGAGCAGCUUUCCAAGACGAACCUCUACAUCCGCGGACUGCAGCAAGGCACGACCGAUAAGGAUCUGAUCAAUAUGUGUGCACAAUAUGGUACUAUCAUUUCCACCAAGGCAAUACUAGAUAAAACAACAAAUAAAUGUAAAGGUUACGGAUUUGUUGACUUUGAAUCACCGGCGUGCGCCGAGGGAGCCGUCAAAGGUCUCCAAGCGAAGGGCAUUCAAGCUCAGAUGGCCAAAGUGGGUAUCUGGGUGCUACAUAGGCCGGCCAUUCAGCAACAAGAACAGGAUCCUACCAAUCUGUACAUCGCCAAUCUACCACUUAACUAUAAGGAAACGGACGUCGAGAACUUGCUGUCCAAGUACGGCCAGGUGAUCUCGACUAGAAUACUGCGCGACCAGAAUGCACAGUCCAAGGGUGUCGGAUUCGCCCGGAUGGAAUCGCGAGAAAAGUGCGAACAGAUUAUUCAGAUCUUCAACGGUACUCAGCUACAGGGCGCCAAGGAACCACUACUGGUGAAGUUCGCCGACGGAGGCUCAAAAAAGAAAAAUCCCUUCAAGAGCCCGGAUCCGAAUGCGCGAACCUGGCGUGACGGAGCCGAGGGCAUCCCCGUGGCGUACGAUCCCAACAUGCAACAGAACGGUAUCGGUGUGAACGUGGGCGCCCAUAUCGGGAUGCCUUACGGACGCUUCGGCACCCCUCAAAUGGGGGGCUAUGCCGUACCGGGCUCCCAGUGGGGCUAUAUGAUGACGCAACCGAUUGCACAGGUUGAAGAUCAGCAGUAUGUGCAAAUGCAGGCACCGCAUCUUAGUGUUGGCACUCCUUACAAGACAGAUUCCGUUGCGCCUGUGCAGCCACGUGGCGUCUCGAUGAUCAUGUCAAGCGAUAACCCAGCGGCGGGUGUACCUUAUGGUAUGAUGCCGCAGCUCACAACGCUGCAGAUUGGAUCGUCGUAUAUUAGUCCGACGUAUCCUUACUACGCACCCACGCCGUCAAUCAUCCAUACGAUGCAGAUGGGCGACUCGGAGCAGGCCAGCACGGCGGCCUCCCCAGACGAUGCAUACACCACACAGUAUCAACAUGCUCCGAAGUAGAGAUCCGGAUCAGGGGCCCGCCAGAUCUAGGUCGUUUGUAGCCGCCAGUUGAAACAGUAGUCUCCAGUCAUUGCAAUCGUCGUCGUCGUCGUCGUCUUCGUCGCCGCCACCGCAGCCACCAUCACCACCACCAACAACAACAACAAAAAUAACAACAGCAGCAAAAGAAAGUCAUCGUUGUCGCCGUAUCAGCUGUUGGAUGCCAACAAUUGAAUAAUUUGUGUGUAAAAAAAAUCAAACAAAAUCAUAAACAGCAACAAACGACUACAAGUCGUAAGUUUACAAUUCUCCGAGCGAGAUAUUAUCAGAGUUUCGAGUAGGAGGGAAAUGCCAAACGCGGUUAAAAGAAAUUUACGAGAUUUGGGACAUUCGGAGUAAAGCCCAAAAGCAUAUAAGAAAACCAAUACCUCAUCCGAGACACGAGGAACACUGAUUUUUCCACAUGACUUGAAGGCAAAGUAAAAAAAACCCUUAUUCAAUGAAUUCCACAACUUGAACCGAACUUGAUGCGUGGGAAGAUCUAGAAGAUGCAGUGCGUAAGGAAUGAAAGGAUGUUUGUGUUGAAAGUUUGUACUUUUUUUUUUCUCCGCGAACCAAAUUGUGACUUUAAAGUUUAUUAUGCCCCAAAACCAUCAUCACCAGGAGUGAUGAGGAUUGGUUAUUGACUGUUACUUUUUAGGAUUGUGCCCCGUUUUCUGUAACCGAUCAGAAAUAAACACUGUUGUUGACGUACGAGAAGCGAAGUUUGGAGCAAGUUUCUACUGAAACCGGUCGGCCGGAUAGAGACGAGUCCCUAUUUUGUUUGUUAAGUUUUUUUCUGUUUACAGUUUUUUUAUUAUUAUUUCUGAUAGCAAUUUUUUUUUGUUUCCAAACCUUAUUUAUUUCACCAUCUCUGCGACUGCAGAGAGACACGUCUGUUGAGAGAAGUAAGAACUCGAAAUAAAACGAGAAGUACUGACUAUAUUUCGAAAUGAAAACCGAGGCAGAACGAAAUGUCUCUUUAAAAACAGGCGAGAAACCAAAAAAAACCUGAUGUAUCGAAAGAAAACAUGCAUACGAACUUCUUUGCAGAAGUGUUUUUGAGAUAGGAAGAAAAACUAGUGAGCCGACUGAUUGGGCAGUGUGCGAUCAUGGAAUGAGCCUGCCAAUUAGUCAAUGUACUUUUCUUUGACGUAGGUCGGUGUUUUCACCUUACUACCGGAACAGAAAUUACACAAUGAUUCCCAUUUUUACCUAGCUUGACUCAGCUAGACUCGAUCGAAAAUGAAAUCUAGAGAGAGAAUGAGAAAGAGAGAGAGAGAGAGUGAGACAGACAGAACAUAAAGAGCGAGCAAGGAAAGAAUGAGAUAAAAAAAAUAAAGUGAGAGUCACUGCUUAGGUUAAUUUUUUAAUUUAUUUUUGUCCGAUAAGAAAGCAAAUUGAUUUGAGGAUUGAUUUUCGCUAACUGUGCAUGCAAGCAAAGAAAGAAAGUGAGAAAGAGAGAAAAAGAGAGCUAAGAGGGAGCAGAAUUACAUAGGAAAGCUAGUUCAUAAUUUUAGUUUUUAGUUUUUAGAUAGAUCGAUUUGAAAAUUUACAAUUUAGGAGAACACAUUUGCAUGAGAAGAGUCGAUAAAAGAACGAAAGAAAAGAAAAAUAGAUAUGACGAAAGAGAAUAAUAACACUGGGAUGAUAAGACCAAGUUUUCCCACGAAAGGAGAAAUACGAGAAAAAUGAAAAAAAGCGUAGGUCGUUUUAUCAAAUCUGAGAAGAUAAUGAUUUUUUUGAAUUAGUUAUAUUUUUUGUAGUGUUUAAGCGAAAACAGAACUAGGAUGGGAAAUUUAAAAAAAGCGAUAUGUUCGCGAUCACGAUUGCGUCUAUUUGUUUUGCAGAAUGGCAGUAAAGCUAGCAAAAAGUGGAAAGAAAGAAAUGAUUUUGUUUCUUUUUUUUUUUGAGGUGUGAACUUUAGCGUAAGAAAAAAAAAGAGAAGAUUUUGGAAGGCGAUUUAAAUUGAAUAAAAUGAGCUCGGUGAUGGUGCAGAGCGGAGAAAACUUUGCACCCGCCGAAGUGAAACGAGGAAGCAAAAAAUAUCGGCGUUACGAUUAAUUUAUUUUUAAUUACUAAUCGAUAAGGUACUCAAGAGAAAUUAGGACGGAAAACAUUUUCUGGCCUUUCUCGAAUUCCACCGGGAAUGUCAUCACCUUUUCCAUGCGGCGGAUGUGAAAGAAAAAAAAGUCCCAGAUUCCGUUUUGUUUUUUGGUUAGAGAAGGGUGGUGGACAGGCGCGUACCCAGAAAAAAAUUUCGGGGGGUGUUUCAGAACAUGUUGAUCAAUUUCCAUACAAAUGGAACUUUUUAUAUAAUUAUUUGAAAUUUUUUUAUUGUGGAGUCGUUUGUUGAAAAUUAUUCAUUUUAUUUUUUACUUAUUUGAAAAAAAGAGUUUACAUAAUAUCAUACUUUUUUGAGUUUCGGAGGGGGUUUGAACCCCUAAAACACCCCCCUGUAUACGCGCCUGGUGGUGGACAAUGUAAUGGCGAAUGGCGAAAUUGGUGCCAUGAUGAUAUAAAUCAAGCAACCACAGAACAGGGAAAGUGUAAGUAAAUUUCUCCCUUCUUCGACGAGAAAAGUUUUACCACGUGGGACUAAGGAUUAGUCAGUUGACUGUUUGAUCAUUGGAACCCCGGUCGCUCUUGGCAAUUGUGCUUUACUCUUGCGUUUGAAUGAUUUAGAGAAAAAGUUUUUUGAAAAUUUUUCAAGUUUUCACCGAAAAUAAGGUAUCACAAUUUUUGGGAAACAAAUUCUAGAAAAUCUGCUUUUUCUCUAGGUAAUAAAUCGCACAAGAUUCCUAAGCCGUGCGAUGGCGUUACUGAACUAAAGAUUGGUUUCGCUCCAAGCUGACAGGGUCUGGUACCGCUUUCAUUGAUACAAACUAUUUAGAGUUACAUAAAUUUUUGGGAAACCGUUUUUUGCUCAUUCGAAAAAGUGUACUUGAUUUUCUGAUGGAAAAACUUUCGAGUGAAUUCAGUAUUCAGGAACGUGUUGAUCACAAGUUCAUUAGUUCUGAUAUUUUGUAAAUUCUAAUUAGGUUUUACACGAUGACGACACCAAUGAACUGUGGAUGAAUCAAAUUCAUCUUUGACAUCUAUCGGUAGUUUGUUUUCACUGUAAUGACCAGGAACACAAGGGAAUGAUAUGAGAAAUAACAAGGAACAGAAUGGAAUUGUACGGAAUGAACAUGUAAACGAACCACUGAUAGUUGUCAAACGAUGUUCACCCAGCUCAUUUAGUGAGGUUAUUCUAUUUUCGCAAAACCUAAUAGGACAAACGUCAUUGGACGGCUACCAGUAAUUUGUCUUCAUGUUUAUGACGAUUUGAACGCGUGUAAUUGAGUAUUAGGUUUUUUACCGUCACUGCUAACCUCCAUUGUUUUGACUUGGCGCUACAUAAGACAAAGUCCGAGAAGGCAGUGCGACUGAAUUUCGAAUGAUGAACGCUUGUUCAUUUGUGCUGUCACGAUUAAAAACCUAACCUAAACAAACCACUGAUUACCUAGGACAGGACCAGACAACUGGCUUCUUUUUCCAAAAAAAUAUUUCUCUUAUUCCGGUUGCUCCCUGCUGUAAAUAAUAAAUGCCUCGCGAUCACUGUUGCCAGUAGAGAUAAUUAUUCAUUCUGAAAACUUUCUCCCCUUAUAACAUGCAAUUGUUUAUCAUUUGAAAACACUUAGACAAAUGUUAUAUCGGUCAAAAAUAUAGCUCUGGAUUCAUUUUGAUCAGGUGUUUGUUUUGAAGAAAACGUUUAGUUGAAACAGCUUAAUAAAAUUUUUCAAAAACACUCAAUUUUGGGUAAUUAAUUCUUGCAGCUUUAUUAACUAAAGUAUUCAACAUAUUCUAUUUGAGAAAAAUAAUAACAUACAGAAGUAUCCAAAGAUUCGGUGCUAUUCUCAACCAACAUAAUCAAUAUUCUCGUCCAUAUCACACUUCGUGAUUUCAGGCUUUCUCUUUGUAUCACAUUCAGUGAUUGUUAAAUGUACUCGUAAACUUUCCGCAUUGACAGGACUUAAAAACAAAUUGAACUUAAAUCCUAUUGAAAUUAAUAAUUUUGAAAAGAUGGCCCGAAAAAUAAAAUAUCCAAUAUCAAUCUACAUUGUUACCGACGAUACUGACAACACUUUUUCUACCACCCUGCAGUAAUAUUGAUUUCAACAACUUGUACUUGCUUAUGUCAAUUUCAACCAAUCACGAGCUGGUCCGAAAUUGGUCCUAAAAGUGGAUUAACAAUUGUCAGGUCCUGUCCUAGCUGUUUACUACCAAACUUUUUUCAUCACGAGUUCAUUCAAGUUGUCAUCUUGUAAAACCUAAUUAAGUGCGAUAAUGACAUAAAUUAACUGCCAAUAAAUCAAACUCUUCUUUGACAACUAUCGGUUGUUUGGUAGCACGGGAAUGCAGUGGACUGACGAGAAACACAAUGAAAUACUAAGGAACACCGUUGAAUAUGUAAACAUAACCCUGAUAACUCAUUGAUGUUCAUCCUGCUCAUUUUAUUAGGUUAUGUCUAUGAGUAAAACCUUCUGAACUCGAAAUGAAAGAAAGUUAAUGAUUGACAUUUAUAGUUGAUUUGCUUACAUUUUCAAUUGAAUUUAAACUCAAAUGAAAAGGUACACAAAUUGCAGUUUUUCGGUGGAUUUUUUUAUAACAAGAAAACCUUGAGAAAUAAACAAAUUUGAGUUCUGGUUCCAUCCGGAUACAAAUCAAUGUAAAUUAAUUAUCAACGAGGAGUCCCGAUAUGUUUUGAGAUAAACAAGAGUUGUUAUUAAAAAUGGCCCUAUUACCCAGCACGAUUGAAAUCGUUAAACUAUCGAAACACGGUUCCUCCCCCUAUGGUGCUUAAUCACCAACAGUUGAGGCAUGGUACGAAUCUUUUUUCUGCAAUAAUUUCUGAUUCCGUCGAACCGAGUAUUGCUACUUACUAGAAAUGGCACAAGUCGACCCGAAUGACGAAGUGUUCUGAGCAUGCUUUGCAUUUAAAACACUCAGCUAUACACUCUUAGCAGCCGCUACCUAAUUUUGGGUUAAAACCUACCCAAUAUAAACUAAAGUGCAUCUCCCCAAAUUUAGGUAACGAGUGAUGACCUCAAAAUUUAGGUAAAUGUAAGUUUACUCAAAAUGUUAUUCCAUAACAAAGCACGCUACCCAUUUUUUACGAUUAAGUCAAAGUUUGAGUAGAUAACGACCUAAUUUUGGGUAGCUUAUAGAAUUGCUCGAUAAUGAGUGAUUUUUCCUCAAACAAUAGGUAAAAAUGAUUUUCAGUGUAGGAUGCUAUUUGACGUUUAGAAAUAAGUGUUGCCAUAUUCCAACGCUAAUUGAGGUAACUAUACUAUAUGGAAUAAGUUCAAUAAUUUGGUCCUACUAAGAAUCAAAAAUCGGUCCCAAACAACUGUUUUUUUCUUUUACAUUAAGCUAAUAAAUGAGCAAUGAGAGUAAUCAAUGAAAAAUCUAUAUUUCUUGUAAGUUUGCUUUCGUCAGUCUCGCCUUAUUGAUUGUGUCACGAGACGAGCUUGUGUCAGUAUUGAUUCAAUACAAACCGUGUGCAGUACUGUGGCCGGGCAGUUUCAUAGCGUUGCGUUCGUUCGCUGGACACCAGCUAGAAGCCCAGUUGGGAAAUUUGUUCUGUCAGCAUCGAUUUUCAGCGGACAAUUCAGUUCUUUUUGAAACAAGAAAUUGAUCCCAAAGAAAUUUUCAAUAUUGAAGCGAAUGAAACAAACGCAUCUACAUCAGAACAAACGAUGGAGAAAUUUUGUUUUUUUUUGUAUUUUUGCAUUUGUUAGUUCCGUUGGAACUGUAAUGGAAAUGUGGUAGUUUUAUUCACAUUCACGCUUUCCAGAAUGUCUGACAUUUUCCAUCCGCCUUUUAUCGCACGCUUGGAUCGAAUUACUGAAGCGUAGAAACAAUUUUCUUUAAGAACUGUCAAAUAAAAUUAAACUUUUAGUCUUUUCUUUCAAUUAUCAUCUAUAUGAGAAAUAGUUUGAGCGUGUCGUUUUGUGUUAAAAUCUGGAUUCAUAACAAUGUGGCUCAGGCAGCAUGUUCCCCAUUACCAGCAGAGUUAUGUUCUUAAACAUUUCUCGGAUUUAUUUUCUGUCAACUCGUCAAUAUUACUAAUGCCAUUGAAAAAAAUCAAACCGGACUAAAAAAAAAAUAAAACGCAAUUGAAAGUAACAACGUAAGUGUCUUUCCUUUUUCUAUUAAACCUAAUGAAGGUAAUUAUCAAUUUAUUUGUUUAUUUUUCUCAUCUCAAUAUUUUCACCUUAUUUUUCCUUAUAGUUUAUUUUCACCAACGCACAUCCUCGUUCCUUCGCAAGCUCCACAAUUGAUUCUUCCGGAAACAUAAUCAGCAUCAAACCAGCAUAUGUCAGUCUCGAUGUGGUAUCCUAUGAUCAGAAAAGCAAGUAAACAAACAAGCGAACAAAAACGCAGCCUAGAAGGACUAACAUAAAAAUUGUGCCUUUUUCACAAUUUUUUGUAACAUGCCACACUUUUUCCUAAUGCGUGUGUAUGUCUAAUGCUAGCAGCUGUGCAGCAGCACUUGUUAUCAGUCUAAUCAGUCUAAUACUAGCAGCAGUGCAACACAUCUUGUCAGUUUCGUACGCAACAGUAAAACUCUGAACCCGCGUUUUUUGAAAACAACCGGAAGAUGUCUAUUUAGAGAGAUGAAACCAAACAACACGAAAACAUUAAAAUCAAAGUGCUAUGGUGUAUGUAAUAUGCGAAUACACAGAAUGACAAACAGUAACAAAGAUUCAAGCAAAACAACUAACAAAGAGAAAAGAACAACCAACUCAAUUUUUCUACACAAAUAUUUUUGAAAAUCCCCUUUUGUCGAAUUGUUAUCGCAAACGAAUGAAAUUCGUGCGCAGGAAAGAGGAAAACGAAAACAUAACACGCAAGUAACUAAGACAAAUAUGUAUGUGUGUGAAAACUGUUAUUUUCACCUCGUCAAAAAUCUAAAUAAAAAAUAUUAGAAAAACGAAUCAUGCCAGUGUUAAAGCAGCAGCAACUACAACAAAACCAACAACAACAACAACAACAACAAAAACAACAUCAACAUCAAUGAUAAUACAAAUCAAGAUGAUAUAUUUUCCAAGCCAAUGUCAACAUGUCAGCUCGAUGACUGCCUCGGAUGUUCUCGAGCACUCGGGACGCUGUGCUUCAAUACGUACAGAGAAAGAGAAAGAGAGAGUUUGUCCAGUACAGCAAAGCUGAUCUGUUCAGUAGGUUUUAUACGUAAACUCGGAAUGCGAGAUAGCAGCAGUCUCUACAAAAAAAGAUAGUAACAAAUGUCAUCGCCUGAGCGAUGGUAGCCCUAUUUCCUAGAUUCUUGUACAAUUGAAACACUUGAUUCUGUCCCACCCAUCCAACUCUGAUGCCGUAGAACGCUAAAUAAUUGAGAGCUUUUUUCUGUAUCGAAAAACGGUGAAGUGCCGCGAGAAGACGGAAUUCGUUGACUUCAGUAAUGUUACCCAGUGUCCGCGCGGUUGACGGUGCGUACUAAUAGUAAUAAUCAAGCGAAUUAUCGAUUAUUUAUUGCAUAUAUACACAAUAUAGGACGAUUAUUGUUUUAGAACAUAAAGGAUUUAAAAACGGAAAAGAAGGAAAACCGCUAUGUGAUAGUAUUUCCAAUCUGUGAUACGAAUAUUAUUUUUUGUUUGUUUAUUCGAAGGAAAGAGAAAAUCAUCAAUAUUGUAUUGUAUAGCUUAUUUAUCGACAAACAAAUGGAGUAUUCAUAAGGUGUACUAAUCCACUAAUACGCUCUAGUCCACGAAUCACACUCUCACUAAUAUCGUUUUUUGCUAGCCUCUCUUGGAGACUUGUUUGAUACAGUGUAAUAUAUCUACUUAUUGAACGCAGAACGUAACAAUUUUUUCAAAGGUGUGUCGUAUCGCUCACUGUUCUCUCGAUUUUUAAGGACGAUUUUUAAGCGUAAGUAACGUAAUAUUCAAAUUAUAUAACAAACUAAAGGGUUUGGUACGCACUGUCUGCGCAGAAAUCAGAAAAUUCCGUCUUUUCGAAACAUGCUCCGCUGUUCGUACUAUUCAGUUGGCAUCAUUAAACCGUCGUUGUGGAGAAACCAUCUUUGUUCAGGACACCUUUUUGUAGUAGGAAGAAGAUGUAAUCGCCAAACUUUACUGACAACAACAAGAGCACUUUUGUCUGAAUGUCAUUGAUUUACAACCUGUACUAAAACACUGCUGAAUCUAUAAAAAAAACACAUACAACAAACACACACACACAAAACUAUUAACUAAAGAAAAACAAGACAACUUGAGAAUCUUCCAUCUUCGAAAACACUUAACAAGAACACUAUUAAGAAAAGUAUACAAUAAAUAACUUUAUCGGAAAUAAAUAUAAAAAUGAAAAGUUAUGAGAAAUGAUUAACAAAUGACUGAACAUAUAUUAAAACACAAAAGGCGCAAAUAUAAACAAAAAACAGAACACUAAUUGUUGAAGUUGUAAGAAGAAAAAAAUGUCUGAUGGUGCGAUACCACUCUGGUCAUCACUAAAAUUUUAAGCUAUAUUUUCUUAUUUAUCACAAAGAGGAAAUCUAGAACCCAAUCAGAUUAGUGAUGAUGGAUAAGCAGAGCAAGAGACAACAAAUCAGACUAUUUUUACUUAUACAUUUAGUACGGCAAAAAAAUGAACUCACUGAGAAACGAAGCAGAGCAAAUGAAAGAAAAAAACAUACGACUGUAUCCUUAUACACACAUACAUUCGCAAACGAAACUAACUACAUCCAAACACACAUUUACCCACUGCGGAGAAGUUUUAAAUUUUAUUUAGCAUGGGAGAACCACGCGGAUGACUUUUUUCGCGCGUACUUAGAAGAAACCUCUAGUGAAAGACGGCAACAAAUGCAAAAAAAAUAUACAACAACAAAAAACAAAAAUCCACAAAUUGAAUCAAAAACCAUUAUAGAGUGGCACGGUUUCGCACGAGACUUUUUUUGGAACCAUUUACCUUUUAUCCCAGCAGAAUGUUUAGAACCUAUAGGGCAAACGAGCAAGAAUAUUUGCAAAUUUCACGUAUUUUUUUCUCGGAUGGCAGAAAAUGAGACACAAAUCAACAGUGCAAAACCAUUGAGCGCAACAAAAAAAAUAAAUACGUAUAUUCAUCGGCAGGCUUAUUUUUGCUGAAUUUGUUACAUUAGAACUGUUUCGUAUCGCAUCGUUUCAUAACAGGAUACCAAGACAGCAAUCCGCAUGCUACGAAACACGGUGUGGUAUCCGGAUACUGCAUUUCUUUGGCGUUGAGGGCGUUUGUUGUGCAUGUUUCCAACACCGAGUAGCAUCUGGACUCUGAAACUAGCAUCACAGCUCUUCCAUACUGCAUUGAUCCAUGAGUGUAAACUUUUGAAGCUAUAGCUCAGGUAUCUCGUAUUGGUUUUUGCCAAAAAAUUUCAAACGUGGAAUAACCUUAAUUUCCUUUUCAAUAUUUUUUUUUUGUCGACGAAAGGAACUUAUCUAACAACUUUGGAUAUCGAUUGCUUUCGUAUAGUUACAAAAUUUCGCAAGUGUUUUAAAUAAUUGGUUUUGCAAGUUGAUAAAAUAAAGUAAAAAAAAAAUGUAGAUGAAAUGGAAACGUAGGAAAAAUCGUAGAAGUAGAAUAGGAUGAUGAAAAUGGAGAAAACCAGAGGAUUAGUAGCUGAAAUGAAAAGUAGCUAUAGGCUUAAGAAAAAAAAAACAACUAGCUUAUAAGAAAACAAACCACAGACACACUAAGCGUAAGUGGAACGUAAGAAGGGAAAUAGGAAUAAAACAAAUGAAAAGAUUUUUGAUAGUGUGUAAGAAAAUAUUUAGGAUAAAAAAUUGUUUAGACUAGAGAAGCUGAAAGAGACCGAGAAGAAUCCGGCAAAAUUGUGUUCCCUUUAAAAAUCUUUUCGUUUAAUGAAUUUCGACCGAUAAUAAAUAAUUGAAACUUGAAAUGAAGUAAACACAGACACAAACACACUGAUUCCUACACUGAACGAAAACAAUGUAUGCUAAAUCUUCCAUUUGUUUAUGUGAAACUAAUUCAAAUUCUGUCAGGCACUCAUUUGUGAAACAUGUUUUAAGUUCACACUUGAGAAAAAAUCGCGUGCGGGGCUUCCACCUUCGUUUACAAGUUCGGUUUCCAAUUCGUCUCAUUUUGCACAAUAAAAAAAUAUUUUUUUGUAUGACACUACUCCUAUCCUCUCGGGGUGAAUAAUGAAUCGCAAAUCGGACGCGUAUUAACUAAGGGGCUGUUCAAUCACACAAUUCCGUUUGUGGUCGUUUCAGUUUUCUUUUUUCAAUUGAAAAAAAGUAGUUAAAAUUGAAAGCGAUUACACGAGAUGAAGAAAAAAAAACACACACACACUUAAUUGAUCGACUACAGAGAAAGAUUGACGCUUGAAGACGGAUUGAUUUUUAGGGUUAAUGAUGUUAAAUGAAAUUAGGAUUAAAAUGAAGAAAAAAUAGAUGAAAAAGAUUUUUAGGAUUAAGUGAGUAAACCCUGAACAGUAAAAAUACAAAAAAAAACUAAAAACUAAAAGGUUUACAAAAAUGAAAAUAGCGAUGAGUAGAAGAACGAAAUAAAUAGCGAAAAUGAUUGCGAAAAAUGUCGAAAUGAAAAAAAAAACAGAAAAUACUUUUAAGUGACAGAAAAAAGAGGAAAAAACUCUUUAGCUUAUAAGUGAAAUGAAAGAAACCCUAGUUUCUAAGGCAAACCAAUGAAGGAAAACCAACUGCAGAAAAUAAAAAGCGAUGAGAA
Messenger RNA from Malaya genurostris, 13433 nucleotides. RefSeq names its product protein alan shepard (gene shep). The coding region runs from base 1239 to 2678 and encodes 479 amino acids. Gene Ontology annotation, cellular component: ribonucleoprotein complex; nucleus; cytosol. Gene Ontology annotation, molecular function: poly(A) binding; mRNA 3'-UTR binding; poly(U) RNA binding. The transcript is spliced from 10 exons. The record is from RefSeq and is a predicted model, not a curated record. Lineage: Eukaryota; Metazoa; Arthropoda; Insecta; Diptera; Culicidae.